Messenger RNA from Aedes aegypti (yellow fever mosquito), 782 nucleotides. RefSeq names its product general odorant-binding protein 66. The record is from RefSeq and is a predicted model, not a curated record. Gene Ontology annotation, molecular function: odorant binding. Lineage: Eukaryota; Metazoa; Arthropoda; Insecta; Diptera; Culicidae. The transcript has 4 exons. The coding region runs from base 105 to 686 and encodes 193 amino acids.
UAGAUGCGGGUGCAAAUUUGGUUUAAAAGCGUCGGUAGAAUUUUGAUCUGAUAGUAGAUCUGUUUUUGCUCUUGGUCACCAUUGUUACCUCUUCCCGCGGCAAUAUGAAGCUCAAUUUUGCUUUGCUGACCGUUAUCGGAUUGUUCGCCAUGGCCUGCAGUCAACAACCAAUCAGUCAGGAGUGUUUCACCCGUCCCAACGAGGGGAAUCCAAAGGAUUGCUGCAAGGCACCGAACGUCAUCCCGCCCAAGGAUCAAUUCGCCGAAUGCAUGCAAAAGUACCCGAAACCAAGCGAACCUCCAACUCCUGGAAGUAUGCCACCGAAUCAUAAUUGUUUGGCGCAAUGCAUGUUUGAGCAGCAGGGCAUCAUGGCCGACGGAGCAGUGAGCAAGGAUGCCGCGAUCAGUAAAACGGUGGCCGUUAUGGGAGGAUCUUCGGAAUGGGAAGCGACCACCAAAAAUGUCGUUGAAGCAUGCUACCAAAAGGUGUCCGCAUUGGGAGCGCAGAAGGACAGUCAGGGAUGCAGCGUGAUGGCCGGUAGCUUCCUGGACUGCAUGCCAUCGAUGAUGUUCACGAACUGCCCUUCAUCGGCUUGGACAGCCAGUACCGAAUGUGAACAGAUGAAAGCCCAUUUGCAGAAGGGAUGUCCCAUCUUUACCUUGUGGAAAGGACCACCAUCACAUUAGAGCUAUUGCAAAAUAUCUGAGAAGUCACCCAUCUGUUAAGAAGGACAUUGAUAAUGCAUUCAUAUAUUCAAUAAACUACAUACCUAUAUCACAGUA